Lagopus muta (rock ptarmigan) is the source of this 1467-nucleotide messenger RNA. RefSeq names its product general transcription factor IIB (gene GTF2B). Gene Ontology annotation, molecular function: TBP-class protein binding; RNA polymerase II general transcription initiation factor activity. The record is from RefSeq and is a predicted model, not a curated record. Bases 179 to 1117 code for a protein of 312 amino acids. Lineage: Eukaryota; Metazoa; Chordata; Aves; Galliformes; Phasianidae. Gene Ontology annotation, biological process: transcription preinitiation complex assembly; transcription initiation at RNA polymerase II promoter. The transcript has 7 exons. Gene Ontology annotation, cellular component: nucleus; transcription preinitiation complex.
AGGCUGAGAAGUGCUUGCAGCGUUUUAUUUUACUGUGAUCAGCUGCCAUACCUGCUGCUUUUUUAGCUCGAUUAAAUGGCUCUGUUGAAUAUAAAACUUUGAAUAGUAAGCGGAAACAACUCUAACCUUGAAACAAAGUUGUUUUAAUGGAGUUACUGGCCAUUCACUGUUAGUUUGAAUGAGUUUGGAUGCUCUUCCGAGGGUGACUUGCCCAAACCAUCCAGAUUCCAUUUUAGUGGAGGAUUACAGAGCUGGUGAUAUGAUUUGUUCAGAGUGUGGGCUAGUAGUAGGUGAUCGUGUCAUAGAUGUAGGGUCGGAGUGGAGAACUUUCAGCAAUGAUAAAGCAACAAAAGACCCAUCUCGAGUUGGGGAUACCCAGAAUCCUUUGUUGAGCGACGGUGACCUGAGUACAAUGAUUGGAAAGGGCACGGGUGCAGCAAGUUUUGAUGAAUUUGGGAAUUCCAAGUACCAAAAUCGCAGAACGAUGAGCAGCUCUGAUCGUGCAAUGAUGAACGCCUUUAAAGAAAUUACAAACAUGGCAGACAGAAUCAACCUCCCUAGAAAUAUAGUUGAUCGAACAAAUAAUUUAUUCAAGCAAGUGUAUGAGCAGAAGAGCCUGAAGGGAAGGAGUAAUGAUGCUAUAGCUUCUGCUUGUCUCUACAUAGCUUGUAGGCAAGAAGGUGUUCCAAGAACAUUUAAAGAAAUAUGUGCGGUGUCCAGGAUUUCAAAGAAGGAAAUAGGUCGGUGUUUUAAACUUAUUCUGAAAGCUCUUGAAACCAGUGUUGAUCUGAUUACAACUGGAGACUUCAUGUCAAGAUUCUGUUCAAAUCUGGGUCUUCCCAAACAAGUGCAAAUGGCAGCAACACACAUUGCCCGUAAGGCUGUGGAAUUAGAUUUGGUUCCUGGGAGAAGCCCUAUUUCUGUAGCAGCUGCAGCUAUUUAUAUGGCAUCACAAGCUUCUGCAGAGAAAAGGACGCAAAAAGAAAUUGGUGACAUUGCUGGUGUGGCUGAUGUUACGAUCAGACAAUCAUACAGGCUCAUCUAUCCUCGAGCUCCUGAUCUCUUCCCAGCAGAUUUCAAGUUCGAUACUCCAGUAGACAAGCUACCACAGCUGUGAAGUUGCUGAAGGUUACUUUAAUUUCUAAUAACAAAACAAAAAAAAGAUUCUUGCCUAUAAUAAAGGAUGUACAAAGUGUUAAUAUUGAGUCUUCAUGUUGUGGAACUGGAGGAUAUGGAUAUUUGAGCAUAACUGCUGGAAUGCAGCACACAUUCCAAGGUAAACAAGCUAAUUGUGUGGCAUUUUGUAUGUAUAUAUUAGUGGAAGUAAAUAUUUAAUGACUGUUGCAACAAACUUAAUUUCAUAUUAUUGUACUUAUUCAGAUUUCUUUUGUAGGGAUCUAGUAAAAUGUAUUUUGGAAAAUUGAAAAUACUAUGUAAUUCCCAAAUAAACUUUUCCAAAAACACUGA